Molecule: messenger RNA, 2739 nt
Organism: Annulohypoxylon truncatum
Lineage: Eukaryota; Fungi; Ascomycota; Sordariomycetes; Xylariales; Hypoxylaceae
Exons: 3
Coding region: 1-2739 (912 amino acids)
Source: RefSeq, a predicted model, not a curated record
AUGCAAUGGCUACGGUCUCACCGCAAACGAUACACACAAAUUUCAACUCUCAAUUUCAAGGUUGAGAAGGAGCAAGGCCAACGUAAAAGGCCCCUCCAAGUCAAGGACAUUCAAGAAUCUUAUUUCGCCUACCUAUUUCUAUAUCAGCCGAGCAUGGAUCCGUUUAAUGCUUUGGGUGCUGCAGCCGCGAUUCUUCAGUUUGUGGAACUCUCGGCUAAAAUAAUAGGGACUGCUCAUGAAAUCUACAACUCGGAUGGCGGCGCCGCACAGGAGAAUAUUCGCAUCGAGGAUGUCACUAAGAGGGUUAAGCAGCUGAGCCAGCACGUCGAGAACAGUGUAAUGCAACAUGCUAGCAGAAACUCCUCACAGACGCCCAAUGUCAUCGUCGAGCUCGCGCAAAAGGCCCAGAGCCUUGCGGGCCAGCUUUUACGUUCCAUAGACUCUCUGAGCAUUGAUCGCUCUGCUCGGUUCCAGUCUUGGCAGGCAUUACGAAAAGCCCUGCGCGGCUAUUACCAGGCGGAUCACAUUAAGACAUUACAGAUACGUUUGGACGGCCUAAGGAGCGAGUUGAUGCUUCAUCUGAUUGUCAUGAUUAGCGAUGAUCAGUCUGGACUACUCAGGUCUAUUCGCAGUGUAAAAGAAACAUGUCAAGCAAUGCGGGUUGACUAUGUCGAACAAUUUUUAAAACUUCACGAGGAUCUUUCGAGUCAAAUUGAAACACAAGGCCUCAUGCUCAGGAGUUUGUUAAAGAGUAUAGAACGACCCACGUCACAGCUGACCUUUCCGAUUACGGAGAAGGAUAUCAUCGAUUCCUCCAUAACCGUACAGGACUUGUCCUCGCUUGUAUUGGAAGCUUCAAAGUUCACUCCGAAACUGAUGAGAAUCCUUGAGAGUCUAAGAUUUACGGAAAUGCCUUAUCGUCAUGAUAGUAUCCGAGAAACACAUCGCGAUACGUACUCUUGGAUAUUCGACGAAAAUGAAUCACCGUUAGCAAACUGGCUUAGUAGCCAAGAUGGCCUUUUCUGGGUGAAUGGCAAGGCAGGCUCAGGCAAAUCGACCCUGUUCAAGUACCUGGUCCAUAGCCCGCAGAGUAGACAGUUGCUCAACGAGUGGGCAAGUGGAAAGCAACUGUCAACAGCCAGCUUCUUCUUUUGGAACCAUGGAAAUCGGAUGCAGAAAUCGUGGAAAGGUCUCCUCCAAAGCUUGUUAUUCCAGAUCCUAAGCACGUGUCCGGACGUCGCCGCGAAAAUUUGCCCGACAAGAUGGAAUGAAGCCCGCGAUCUACAACUACCACCUCCAGCAUGGAGAUCUGAUGAGCUCGUUUCUACCAUAGAGCUUGCUUUUACCGAGAUAGCUGAUUCGUAUCGUUUUUGCUUCUUCAUCGACGGCCUUGACGAAUAUGAGGGAGAUGACCACUUCGAACUAAUCAGUCUGAUAGAGCGGUUGCAGGGAUCAGAAUCGGCGAAAUUCUGCGUCUCGAGUCGGCCGUGGAAUGUGUUCGUGGCAAAUUUCGCACUCGCAAACGUCCCGACAUUGGUGUUAGAAGAAAAAACUAGGGGCGAUAUGGCAAAAUAUAUUCACGGGACGCUAGAAGAGGAUCGCCGGUUCCUACGACUUAAGGCGCGGGAAGACCGCGCAGACGAACUGGCUGCUGAGAUUAGUGAGAAGGCCAACGGCGUGUUUCUCUGGGUCUUCUUGGUUGUUCGAGAAUUACUACGGGGCCUCAAUGAGGAGGACGACUUUUCAACGCUACAAAAACGAUUGAGAAGUCUCCCGGAUGACCUCGAGCAGUACUUCCAGCACAUGCUCAAUCAGCUGGAUAGAACAUAUCAGGAGAAAUCUGCUAGAGCACUGCUGGUCGCGGCUGCUGCUUGGAGCUCGCCGCCUAUCGAUGUUCUAUACGGUAUACAAUACGGUAUAUCCCGGAGUGAAUUUUGUCGCAUGGCAGAAGUGCAAGCAAUAGAUAAUCCACAGCGCGAGAAACUUCGUAACACGGCACAAUUCCACCUCAAUAGUUGGUGUCGCGACCUGCUGGGCAUCUCCAGAGGAACCGAUUACGACCGCGUAGAAUUUCUCCAUCGUACCGUGAGGGACUUCUUAUGCACGGAGGAUAUUUGGCGAUCGCUAGAGAGGAGGGCGGGGGUUGAUUUCAACCCACCCUUGGUGCUAUGCCGUGCAUCUCUCGCGCUGAUGACCUAUCAUGUCCAUGUCACCUUAGACCGAAACACCUCAUUAAAAUCUACCUACGAUUUCAAGAACGUUGUACUCCAUACGAUGUACUACGCGGUAGAGUGUGAGAGACACGACGAGAACAGCCCAGUCAACGAGCUUGACGAACUCAACCGGCUUGGCAACCUACUGCACUCCUCGUCAUGGGUGCAAAAGGUCUGGUACGGGACAGAUCCGGAGGUAGACGAUUUCCUUACUGCUGCAGUGGCUUGUGGUUUGCAGUUGUACGUGCAGGAGAUCUUACAACGUCAGCCGGAGAAGCUAUUUAGGAAACGAUCAAAGUGCCCGCUUAUUGACUUUGCAUAUAUUGAGAACGCGCUACAAGAAUUUCCUAGCCUUCCUGACAAAUCCUCUGCUAUGGUGAGAUUACUCAAACUCCAAGCUAUACAAUAUGAUGAUAAAGCCGAAAGGGAACGUAAAAGGCAUAGCCUACAGCAUUUCCUGAGACCUGGAAAGAGGAUGACCGCGAAAUCAGAACUACAACGCGGCAGUUAUGAAAUCAUCUUCUAA